Messenger RNA from Entamoeba dispar SAW760, 486 nucleotides. RefSeq names its product cysteine synthase A, putative. Lineage: Eukaryota; Evosea; Mastigamoebida; Endamoebidae. Gene Ontology annotation, cellular component: cytoplasm. The record is from RefSeq and is a predicted model, not a curated record. Gene Ontology annotation, molecular function: cysteine synthase activity. The coding region runs from base 1 to 486 and encodes 161 amino acids. The transcript has a single exon.
AUGGAACAAAUAUGUAUUAAUUCUCCAAGAAAAAGAAUUUAUCAUAACAUUCUUGAAACUAUUGGAGGUACACCAUUAGUUGAACUUCAUAGAGUAACAGAACAUCCAACAAUUAAGAAAGGAACAAGAAUCUUAGUUAAAUUAGAGUAUUUUAAUCCAAUGUCAUCAGUUAAAGAUCGUGUUGGAUUCAAUAUUGUUUAUCAAGCUAUUAAAAAUGGAAGAUUAAAACCAGGAAUGGAAAUUAUUGAAGCUACUUCUGGAAAUACAGGAAUUGCACUUUGUCAGGCUGGAGUUGUUUUUGGAUAUCGAGUUAAUAUUGUAAUGCCAUCAACAAUGUCACUUGAACGACAAAUGAUUAUGAAAGCAUUUGGAGCAGAAUUAAUUCUAACUGAAGGAAAGAAAGGAAUGGCACGAGCUAUUGAAGAAGUUAACAAAAAGUUAAAAGAAAAUCCUGGAAAAUAUUUUGUUGCAAACCAAUUUUGGUAA